AUGUUUGUUGCAACAUCAGGCGGUCGACUUUCGUUUUUUGUGAUAAUUAUCUUAUUAGAUUUCAUAUUAAUCAAUGCUGCAGGAUUAUACAUAAAGAACUCAACUACGGCUAGAGAUGGAAUUUCUUCAGUUACGAAAAAAGAAUGCGGCAUUGACUUAUACAAUGUUAAUGGUACUUGUACUAAAUGCCAAAAAGGAACUCGGGGGAAUAACUGUUCUGAAAAAUGUCAAGCCAACAUGUACGGGGAAUCCUGUUUAGAGAAAUGCGACUGUCAACCACAGCAAGAAUGCAAUUACAUACAUGGCUGCAUAGAUUCCGGGGGGAUAUGCAGUCAUAAGGAAAGCGAUGAUAUAAUUUGCUGUGAUAACUUUAUACUGACAAAUGGACAUUGUAAAGCUUGUCCAUUGGGGACUUUUCGGACGAAUUGUUCUCUGGAAUGUCCUGACGGUUAUUACGGUAUGUUUUGCAAAGCAAAGUGUGACUGCAUAACGUCAGAAUGUGAUAAAGCUGUUGGAUGUCCAAAAAAAGGAUUAUACGUACAGAACUCAACUACGGCUAUGGAUGGCAUUUCUUCAGUUACGAAAAAAGAAUGCGGCAUUGACUUAUACAAUGUUAAUGGUACUUGUACUAAAUGCCCAAAAGGAACACGGGGAAAUAACUGUUCUGAAAAAUGUCAAGCCAACAAGUACGGGGAAUCCUGUUUAGAGAAAUGCGACUGUCAACCACACCAAGAAUGCAAUUAUAUACAUGGCUGCAUAGAUUCUUGGGGGAUAUGCAGUAAUAAAAGCAGCGAUGAUAUAAUUUGCUGUGAUAACUUUAUACUGACAAAUGGACAUUGCAAAGCUUGUCCAUCGGGGACUUUUAAUACAAAUUGUUCUCUGGUAUGCCCUGACGGUUAUUACGGUAUGUUCUGCAACGAAAAGUGUGACUGCAAAACGUCAGAAUGUGAUAAGGCUACUGGAUGUCCUAAAAAGGAUUCCUGGGGUAUAUGCAGUAAUAAGGAAAGCGAUGAUAUAAUUUGCUGUGAUAACUUUAUACUGACAAAUGGACAUUGCAAAGCUUGUCCAUCGGGAACGUUUUGGACAAAUUGUUCUCUGGUAUGUCCUGACGGUUAUUACGGUAUGUUUUGCAAAGAAAAGUGUGACUGCAAUACGUCAGAAUGUGAUAAGGCUUUUGGAUGUCCUAGAAAAGAUUGUCGACCGGGAACAUAUGGAGAAAAUUGCUUUGGUGGUUGUCCUGAUGGAUUUUACAAUUUGUUUUGUAAUUAUGAAUCAUACAGAUAUAUUUUUUGGAUAAUUCCAAUUGUUCUUGGAACAGUAAUUUUCAUCAUGGUUUGUGUCUGCCGAAGGUGCCGAAAGACCAAACCUAGAAGCUUUGUUGAUAUCUCAACGUACCCGACUCAAAAGAAUAAUAGUACUCAUGAUGACUACGAUCACCUUGCAUAUGCAUGGAAUAAUUGCAAUAACAAUACACAAGACAGAAGCAAAAUUAGCAAAACAGCUUUGGAGACUAAGACAGGAGAAGCAGAGAUGUCUAACAGAAAUAUGGAAGCUGGUUUUUACAAUACACUGAAUCUACGUGUUUUUGAUAAUGAGGAACACCGGCCUCUUAAAAGAUCCCGAUCUGAAAGCUCUUCCUUGUAUGUUAAAAGCUCGAUUCCUCUUGAACCUUCAGCUUUUUGCGCUAAGCGAGUAUUAAAUUGUAACAGGACCUCGUCUCUUAGACUUACAAAGAGCACUGACAGAAAUGGAAAGGCUGAAAAGGGUAUUACUAAAACUAACAAGAACGACGAACCUUCUUUAAAUUUUUAUGUUUAUGAUUUGGCAACCUUUCAAGAUAAAAGCAGUGUAUCCCAAAGACAACUAUUUCUAGAAGAAUUGUCUUCACAUCAUUUAUAUUUAAAGAAGUAUUAAGAUAUGUUCUUGGAUCUGAAAAAAAUGACUUUUAUUGUCUUUAACACCUUUGGGAUACAAAUGUUGCUUACAAACCGAAACCUCAGUAUUCCAUUGAGAUGUAGAAUUUUAGCUACGUUGUUUCGCAAAUGAUAGAAAAAUGAGGAAAUUUGGGGGGAAAUCAACUUGUAUUAAUAAAAACGUGAGGCCCAGUUGUAUUCAAAUUUAGGGCAUAAGGGUAUUUAUAGCUAUUGCACUACAUAGAUAAACACCCACUAUGGUGAUAUAAAUGACUUCACAUUGGUUUAUCUCCAUACUGUAACGUAUUGUUAUUAAGAGUAAAAGUC
Messenger RNA from Magallana angulata, 2240 nucleotides. Its product is annotated as multiple epidermal growth factor-like domains protein 6. Gene Ontology annotation, molecular function: scavenger receptor activity. Lineage: Eukaryota; Metazoa; Mollusca; Bivalvia; Ostreida; Ostreidae. The transcript has 19 exons. The coding region runs from base 1 to 1914 and encodes 637 amino acids. The record is from RefSeq and is a predicted model, not a curated record.